AUGCGAUAUCUCGGCGAAUUGCUAAAUUUUUAUUUCAUUCUCUUCACUUUCCAUCGUCUUUCCGAAAGCAACCCUUCUAUCCCACGAUCUUCGGACUCAGUUAACCCAUCGAGGGCCGGGUUGCCUUCUAUCUCACACUUCCCCGAGGCGGUAGCUCGACUCCAUACCCGCAGCAUCGAUAAGAAUCCUACUGGCAAAUUCGGCUUCCACAAGCCUACAUACAACGGGACGCUUGAGCAGAAAAACACUUGGACUGACACGUGGGAAGAAUUCUAUGCUGAAGAGAUGCGGCACGUGCUGAAACUUGAGGAGGAAGCGAGAGGACCGAGUGAAGAGCUACAGCAGCUCUCAGGCCCAUUCCUUGACAAGGUCAUCCCGAGACUGCUUCGACCUCUGGAGACAGGUGGGAGAAGCAUCACGCCCGUCCUUCUCCACGGAGACUUAUGGCUCGGAAACGUCUCUACUCGAGAGGGAUCUGAUGAUCCGCUAAUGUUUGAUGCAUCGGCGUUUUGGGGUCAUAAUGAGUAUGAGCUUGCAACCCUGCGCCUGCUGCCGGAACACUGCAUGGGCUGGGCAAAGGAAUGUCUUGAGAGUUAUAAAGAAAGAAUUCCGGAAUCUGAGCCCAGAGAGGACUGGGAAGACAGAAACGCCCUCUAUUCCACGUUGGUGCUAUCUCUUCCCCGUCGACCUAUCUCCCUGGUUUUGCUGACUUGA
Fusarium vanettenii 77-13-4 is the source of this 714-nucleotide messenger RNA. RefSeq lists its product as uncharacterized. Lineage: Eukaryota; Fungi; Ascomycota; Sordariomycetes; Hypocreales; Nectriaceae. Bases 1 to 714 code for a protein of 237 amino acids. The record is from RefSeq and is a predicted model, not a curated record. The transcript has 3 exons.